This is a messenger RNA of Arthroderma uncinatum, 393 nucleotides long. RefSeq lists its product as uncharacterized. The coding region runs from base 1 to 393 and encodes 130 amino acids. NCBI's taxonomy places the organism in Eukaryota, Fungi, Ascomycota, Eurotiomycetes, Onygenales, Arthrodermataceae. The transcript is spliced from 2 exons. The record is from RefSeq and is a predicted model, not a curated record.
AUGUUUUCCUCCUCUUCUUCGCUAUCGCUUUCUCCCUUGGCCAAAAGAGAUAUUUCAAGUCCGUUCCAGGCCGCACCACCACCAGAGAGGGAAGAAGAAACAGAGGUGGAGUUGCGCCAGGCUGACGAUGUGCGACGCUGGCAGGAGACGUAUGGCGACUACGGUACCUCGUUUUACUAUGCCUACACCAGCAGAGAACCAUGCACCAACUUGCUGGAGUUUAAGGUCCUGGCCAUCAAUGCCGGCCAGGACUUUGAGGAGCGAGAAAAAGUGGCAUCGCGAUCCAACGACCCAGAUAUACAGGUUGAUGCUCUUCUAACAACCUACGCCCCAACCACAACAACAGCACCAGCACCAGUAGGCCGCCCCGCCCGCACCAGACAGCCAAGAUGA